AUGGCCCGCCGCUACCUUGGCGGCUCAGGAGAGCGCCUCACAGUAUGGAUCUCCAUUGCAGCCUCAACAGUGCUCAUAUUCUACGGCUACGACCAGGGCGUCUUUGGAAACGUCCUCGUCUCAGACGACUUCCUCAGGACCAUGGGCUACCCGUCAACAGCAGACCAGGGCACAAUGACCUCGGUGUAUAACCUCGGCUGCUUCGCCGGCGCCCUGUCGACGCUCUACAGCGGCGACAAGCUCGGGCGGCCCCUCUUCUCUGUACUUGUCUUGCUCAUGUGUCCAUUCCUGCCCGACUCGCCCCGGCUGCUCAUACGCAAAGGUCGGCAUGACGAAGCUAUGGAGGUUCUCGCCGCCCUUGAGGGCCAUGGCGCGACGCCGUCUACAGCCUCCGUUCGCACGCAGUUUUCCAUUAUCAAGGACGUCCUCGAUCGUGAAUAUGCUGUCGAGUACACCUGGUUGCAGCUCAUCACCGGACGCGGUCCUCCAGGAGCGCUGCGGCGGAUGAUCCUAGGCGCCUGGAUGCAAGCCAUGAAUCAAAUCUCGGGCAUUAAUGUGACUUCUUACUACAUGACCUACGUCUUCAUACACGCGAUAGGAUUCAGCGAGCUGACGGCCAGGAUCCUCGCCGCCGCCGGGUCCAUGGACUACCUAUUCUUCUCGUUCAUGGCCUACUUCGUCAUCGAGCGGUACGGGCGCCGCCGCGUCAUGAUGGUCUCGGCCGCGGCGUGCUGCACGUGCUGGACCAUCAUCGCCAUCGCCACGGGCCUCACCGAGACCGGCCGCGGGGACAGCUACCGGCUGGGCAUCGUAGCCGUGUCCUUCUUCUUCGUGUUCUUCGCCUCGUUCGCGAUGGGCGUCCUCGGGGUCCCCUGGCUGUGCCCGACCGAGAUCAACGCGCUCGCCUUUCGCGCCAAGGGCGCCAGCCUCGCGAUGGCGACGAACUGGAUCAUGAACUAUAUGGUCGCGCAGGUGACGCCGCCCGGCAUCGAGAACCUCGGGUAUAGGUUCUGGGUGAUAUGGGCUGUCAUAUGUGCCUCGUUCAUACCCACGACGUACUUGUUCUACCCGGAGACGGCAAACCGCUCGCUGGAGGAUAUCGACCGGUUCUUCGAGGAGAACCACCACGUCUUUGUGUUCCGGAACAAGCUGGCCACGCAGCUGCACCGCCCGACCGUCUAUGAGGAUGCUGAUAGAGAGAUCGCGGCUAAGAAUGAGAAGUCUGGCAGCAGCGCUGGACAUGUUGAGAAGACUGGGAGCGGGACUGGGAUAGAUUAA
Molecule: messenger RNA, 1278 nt
Organism: Diaporthe batatas
Lineage: Eukaryota; Fungi; Ascomycota; Sordariomycetes; Diaporthales; Diaporthaceae
Exons: 3
Coding region: 1-1278 (425 amino acids)
Biological process (GO): carbohydrate transport; transmembrane transport
Cellular component (GO): membrane
Molecular function (GO): carbohydrate:proton symporter activity
Source: RefSeq, a predicted model, not a curated record